UGAUCUGAUCUUCUCACCCUCGAUGAACACUCCGGAUAUGGAUUCCAGGUCAACGAUAAAUAUUUUGUUUUUGGCUUGUACGUCCAAUAAACAAUACUACAUUAUAAACUUGCAGGUUAUCAAUGAAAGACAUUGUUUAUUGGACGUACAAGCCAAAAACAAAAUAUUUAUCGUUGACCUGGAAUCCAUAUCCGGAGUGUUCAUCGAGGGUGAGAAGAUCAGAUCAUUAGAGAGACACCCACUAAAAUUAGGUGAUACAUUCAGCGUAGGCAGACAAUCGAAGGCUAAAAUAGAAUUAGUUGGAAGAGAAGACCAGCCUUCUACGUCUCAAGCUAAACGAAGGAAGAUAGUAACGUUUGUUGAUUUGCCAACCUCAGGAGGAAUUAAUAAUUCCAUUUUGUCUGAUCUGGAUCUGCAGCCCGGCUGCUCUACACAGGUAGAAACAGAAAUGGUAGGUGUCUUUCUUUAUUAGUUAAAUUCGAAUUUAUCUUCACACCCUUUGAAAUGGAAGGGAUAGUCACGUUUGUUAUUAACCGAAUAGUGAUGAAUAAACGCGCGAUUUUUCCUCCUUCCUUAUUUUCAUAGCAUUUAUUUUUCAACUGUCAGUUUUCACAAACGAUGUGACAGAAAAAUUACUACCCCGGAUACGAAUUUUUCCCUAGUUGAU
Messenger RNA from Glossina fuscipes, 667 nucleotides. RefSeq lists its product as uncharacterized. Bases 23 to 472 code for a protein of 149 amino acids. The transcript is spliced from 2 exons. Gene Ontology annotation, molecular function: protein binding. NCBI's taxonomy places the organism in Eukaryota, Metazoa, Arthropoda, Insecta, Diptera, Glossinidae. The record is from RefSeq and is a predicted model, not a curated record.